UCGUGUUCCCAUGCAGCUGCCUCCGAUUAUGAGCUCUCCCUUGACCUAAAGAAUAAACAGAUCGAAAUGCUAGAGCACAAAUACGGUGGUCACCUGGUGUCUCGCAGGGCAGCCUGCACCAUCCAGACUGCUUUCCGGCAGUACCAGCUCAGCAAGAACUUUGAGAAGAUCCGCAACUCACUGUUGGAGAGCCGCAUGCCACGCCGCAUCUCUCUGAGGAAAGUCCGGGUCCAGAACUCAGAGAGCUUCUCCACUGAGAAAGCCUUGGUGGAGGGGUACAACUUUGUGGGCAUCCCAUUGGUGAGGUCCCCAUCUUUGCCAGCCACCAUCAGUGGGGCACUGACCGAGCUGGAGGACUCCUUCACAGAACAAGUUCAGUCCCUGGCCAAGUCUAUUGAUGAUGCCCUCAGCACCUGGAGCCUGAAGACCAUGUGCUCACUGCAAGAUGGGGGCUCCUACCAGAUAAGGGAGACCUUCAGUGCUAGCUCAAUGCAGCCAAACCAAGACUUAGAAUCUGAGUUGCAGGACAAGGAGAAGGAGGAAGGGCUCCUGCCAGAUACCUUACCCAAGAGCAGCAGCACUCUCAUGAUGGCUUUUCGAGAUGUCACAGUCCAGAUUGACAACAAGAACAUCUCUGUCUCAUCGUCUACCUCGGUGUCCAUGGCAAACUGCCUUGGCAGCAAUGCCCAGGCUGGGCUCUCUCAAGCCGCCAAGGCUGAAGAAAGCCCAGGAGAAGGGGAGGAAGAAGCCAGUGAACCACAGGCUGCCCCAGAGAGCUUACCUGAGUCCAGUGCUCUCCAGAACAGCCACACUUUCACCGAGGUGACUGUUAGUACUAACGGCACAGGAGACAGCAGUGCUGAGCCUGGGCAGAUGGCAGUGCAGAAGCUCCAGUUUGAUGCUGGCAACGAGACGGGGCAAAGCAAAGGCUCCGAGUCUGAGAACGCAGACAACUCAGAGCAGCUGAGCAGCAGCAGCACCUCCACUUCAGCUAAGUCAGCCUCUGAGGUGUCCUCGAAAGAAGCACUGCAGGCCAUGAUCCUCAGCCUCCCAAGGUACCACUGCGAGAACCCAGCUAGCUGCAAGUCACCUACACUUUCCACAGACACCAUGAGGAAGCGCCUCUACCGCAUUGGGCUGAACCUCUUUAAUAUAAAUCCAGACAAAGGGAUCCAGUUCCUGAUCUCUCGAGGCUUCAUCCCGGACACCCCCAUUGGGGUGGCACACUUCCUGCUCCAGCGGAAGGGCCUCAGCCGCCAGAUGAUUGGGGAGUUCCUGGGCAACAGCAAGAAGCAGUUCAACAGGGACGUCCUGGA
Leptosomus discolor (cuckoo roller) is the source of this 1316-nucleotide messenger RNA. NCBI's taxonomy places the organism in Eukaryota, Metazoa, Chordata, Aves, Leptosomiformes, Leptosomidae. The record is from RefSeq and is a predicted model, not a curated record.